Molecule: messenger RNA, 946 nt
Organism: Kockovaella imperatae
Lineage: Eukaryota; Fungi; Basidiomycota; Tremellomycetes; Tremellales; Cuniculitremaceae
Product: ubiquitin-conjugating enzyme
Exons: 5
Coding region: 284-814 (176 amino acids)
Biological process (GO): proteasome-mediated ubiquitin-dependent protein catabolic process; DNA repair; protein polyubiquitination
Cellular component (GO): HULC complex
Molecular function (GO): ubiquitin conjugating enzyme activity
Source: RefSeq, a predicted model, not a curated record
AUCAACCCAUCCAUUGACCUUCAAUCCUUCAUACCUCUCACUCGUCACAUGUCUUUGAGCUCGACCACCCGUACAUCAGUAUCCUGAGAACGCAAGCGCACCAGCUUCCUGACCCCCGCCCGAUUGUCUUUUCUCCGGUCAGCCGUCAGUCCGGCCGAUCCUUCAAGCUUGGAUCCUUUUUCCUAUUGUGAUUACCUUGGAUACACCCUUUGAGAACACCUCAGCCCUCACAUCGGCCUGCGAGCAAUCUACAAGAGGUCUAUCGACAGCCUACUGAGUCACUAUGAGUACGACCGCCAAACGAAGGCUGAUUCGAGACUUUAAACGGUUGGCGUCGGAUCCACCUGUGGGCAUCUCUGGCAGUCCGAAUCCUGAUAACAUCAUGAUCUGGAACGCUGUCAUCUUUGGACCUCCCGACACACCGUUCGAAGAUGGCUCCUUCCGACUCACCCUCACCUUUUCAGACUCCUACCCGAACAAACCCCCUACCGUCCGCUUCGUAUCUAAAAUGUUCCACCCGAAUAUUUACUCCAACGGCGAGCUGUGUUUAGAUAUCCUGCAAAAUCGUUGGAGUCCGACAUACGACGUAGCGGCCGUCCUGACCAGCGUACAGAGUUUGCUCAAUGAUCCAAAUCCUCAGAGUCCCGCCAACGUAGAGGCUGCGCAGCUGUACAAGGAUAAUAUCAAAGAGUACGAGCGGAGAGUCAAGACUACCGUGGAGGCUUCAUGGAUGGAUCCUAACGAGACUAUCGAGGAAGCACCAGCCGCAGGAUCCUCAGCCACGGCUCAGCCGGCGCCUGUCCAGGCAGCAUGAUCUCAAUUGUAUGUGUUGGCCUGAUCAUAUUUCCCCUCCAUUCGAACCUCAUGUAGCCUGUCUUUUGUUCUCCAUUCAUCCGUGUGCAAGUCUACACGAGCUUGCAAGGACAGCCUCAGCAUCGUAUCCAGC